Molecule: messenger RNA, 4363 nt
Organism: Thamnophis elegans (Western terrestrial garter snake)
Lineage: Eukaryota; Metazoa; Chordata; Lepidosauria; Squamata; Natricidae
Gene: PTPRZ1
Product: protein tyrosine phosphatase receptor type Z1
Exons: 28
Coding region: 83-3523 (1146 amino acids)
Biological process (GO): peptidyl-tyrosine dephosphorylation
Molecular function (GO): protein tyrosine phosphatase activity; protein binding
Source: RefSeq, a predicted model, not a curated record
GAUAACAUUUCACUGGGGAAAAUGUAAUAUAUCUCAUGAUGGAUCUGAACAUAGUAUAGAUGGACAAAAAUAUCCCCUUGAGAUGCAAAUCUACUGUUAUGAUUCAAAUGAGUUUUCCGAUAUGGACAAAGCAAUUGAAGGAAAUGGGAAAUUAAGAACUUUAUCAGUUUUAUUUGAGGUUGGUCUGGAAGAUAAUAUAGAUUAUAAUUCAAUUAUUGAAGGAGUGGCCAGCGUUAGUCGGUUUGGGAAGAAAAAUGAACUGGAACCUUUCAUUUUGUUGAGUCUUUUGCCAAAUUCAACAGACAAAUAUUACACUUACAAUGGAUCUUUGUCAACUCCUCCAUGCUCAGAAACAGUUGAAUGGAUUGUGUUCAAAGACACUGUUAACAUUUCAGAAAACCAGCUGUCAGUGUUUUGUGAUGUUCUAACUAUGCAGCAAUCUGGUUAUGUGAUGCUAAUGGACUAUCUACAAAAUAACUUUAGAGAUCAACAGCAUAAAUUUUCUGGCCAAGUAUUUUCAUCAUACACUGGGCAGGAAGAAAUUCAUGAAGCAGUUUGCAGCUUAGAACCAGAAAAUGUUCAAGCUGAUCCAAAGAACUAUACCAGUCUCCUUGUUACUUGGGAAAGGCCACGUGUUGUAUAUGACACAAUGAUAGAAAAAUUUGCUGUUUUUUACCAACAGUUGGAAGGAGAAGACCAGACAAAGCAUGAAUUUCUAACAGAUGGUUAUCAGGACUUGGGAGCAAUUCUGAAUAAUCUACUGCCCAAUACGAGUUAUAUUCUUCAGAUAGUUGCUAUUUGUGCUAACGGUCUGUAUGGAAAGUACAGUGAUCAAGUUAUUGUUGACAUGCCUUUAGAUGACCCAGAAAUUGAACUGUUUCCUGAAUUGACUGAAACAGAAGAUUAUGAGGAGGAAGAUGAAAUGGAAGAUGAAAGGACAGGGUUGGAUGAAGACGCUACUGUAAUUGCCAGUAGAGAUAGUGCAACAAACCAAAUCAAAAAAAGCAAGUUCCAGUUUACCACAUCUAGCUACAGUCAGGAAAGGAUGGAAACAAAAUUCAGUGAAGAUGGAAUACCGAGAUAUUUCACAGAAGAGAAAUACUUACACGAUCGCUCCAAAGCAACUUUUGAUCAAACUUUUCCACCUUUCACUGAAGGACUAAAGGAGGAAGAGAAUAACCCCAUGGAAUUUCAAGCAGCAACAGCAAUUGUUCCUCCUGCAAGCAGCUCCACCAAAGCACUUUAUCCUAAUGAUCCCGAGGGGCCACAAGAUACUUCAGUUGCAGUUACAGUAUUGCUACAUUCUUCUACCUUUGCUCUCUCCUCUUCUGAGUUAUCAUCUUACUCUGUCUCAUCAAAUUCUGAAGAACGUGGCUCUGCUUCUUCUGGAAGUGAGGUACUCUCUCAGACAACUCAAGCAGUUUAUAAUGAAGCAAGUAAUAGUAGCCAUCAGUUGAUUAUUGGACUGCCAGAACAGAAGACAGUUAUACCCCUUGUGAUUGUAUCAACCUUGACAUUCACCUGUCUAGUGAUACUUGUUGCUAUUCUAAUAUAUUGGAGGAAAUGCUUUCAAACUGCACACUUUUAUUUAGAGGAUAACACAUCUCCUCGAGUGAUAUCCAUUCCCCCAGCACCCGUGUUUCCUGUGUCAGACGAUGUUGGAGCAAUCCCAACAAAACAUUUUCCAAAACAUGUUGCGGAUUUGCAUGCCAGUAAUGGAUUUCCAGAAGAAUUUGAGACACUGAAAGAGUUUUAUCAGGAAAUCCAGAGUUGCACAGUAGAUCUAGGAAUUACAUCAGACAGUUCCAAUCAUCCUGAUAACAAAAAUAAGAAUAGAUACAUAAAUAUAGUUGCCUAUGAUCAUAGCAGAGUUAAACUUACCCAACUUUCAGACAAGGAUGGAAAAGUUACUGACUAUAUUAAUGCCAAUUAUGUUGAUGGCUACAACAGACCAAAAGCUUAUAUAGCCGCCCAAGGGCCUUUAAAAUCAACAGCAGAAGAUUUCUGGAGAAUGAUAUGGGAACAUAAUGUGGAAGUCAUUGUAAUGAUAACGAACCUUGUUGAGAAAGGACGGAGAAAAUGUGACCAGUACUGGCCUGCUGAUGGCAGUGAAGAAUAUGGAAAUUUUCUGGUGACCCAAAAGAGCAUUCAUGUUCUCGCCUAUUACACCGUGAGGAAUUUCACUAUCAGGAACACCAAAGUGAAGAAGGGCUCCCAAAAAGGAAGGUCAAGUGGUCGUUUAGUUUCUCAGUAUCAUUAUACUCAGUGGCCUGACAUGGGUGUUCCUGAAUACACGUUGCCAGUGCUGGCAUUUGUUCGAAAGGCAGCCUAUGCUAAAAGACAUGCUGUAGGUCCUGUGGUGGUGCAUUGCAGUGCUGGUGUUGGAAGGACAGGCACGUACAUAGUAUUAGACAGCAUGCUCCAGCAAAUUCAACAUGAAGGGACUGUCAACAUAUUUGGGUUCCUGAAGCAUAUUCGAACACAAAGGAAUUAUUUGGUGCAGACAGAGGAACAGUACAUCUUCAUUCAUGAUGCACUUGUGGAAGCCAUACUAAGCAAAGAAACAGAAGUACCGGAAAAUCACAUUCAUGCCUAUGUGAAUUCACUCUUAAUACCAGGACCAAUGGGAAAGACAAGAUUAGAGAAACAGUUCAAGCUUCUGAACCAAUCAAAUAUACAGCAGUGUGAUUAUUCUACUGCAUUGAAACAGUACAACAGAGAAAAGAACAGGACUUCAUCUAUAAUUCCUGUGGAAAGAUCUAGAGUUGGUAUUUCAUCAUUGUCUGGUGAGGGCACUGAUUACAUUAAUGCUUCCUAUAUUAUGGGUUAUUAUCAAAGUAAUGAAUUCAUUAUUACCCAACAUCCUUUGCUACACACUAUCAAAGAUUUCUGGAAAAUGAUAUGGGAUCACAAUGCUCAAAUAAUUGUUAUGCUCCCUGACAGUCAGAAUAUGCAGGCAGAAGAUGAAUUUGUCUACUGGCCAAACAAAGAAGAUCCUAUAAACUGUGAGAGCUUUAAAGUCAGCCUGAUUUCAGAAGAGCAUAAGUGUUUAUCCAACGAAGAGAAGCUCAUAAUCCAGGAUUUCAUUUUAGAAGCUACACAAGAUGAUUACGUUCUUGAAGUGAGGCACUUUCAGUGUCCAAGAUGGCCAAAUCCAGAUAGCCCUAUUAGUAAAACAUUUGAACUUAUAAGCAUCAUAAAAGAAGAAACUUCCAACAGAGAUGGCCCUAUGAUUGUGCAUGAUGAGUAUGGAGGAGUGACAGCGGGUACCUUCUGUGCUUUAACAACACUUAUGCAUCAGCUAGAAAAUGAAAAUUGUGUGGAUGUUUAUCAUGUAGCUAAGAUGGUCAAUUUGAUGAGACCUGGAGUCUUCACAGAUACUGACCAUUACCAGUUUUUGUACAAAACUGUCCUCAGUCUUGUUAGUUCAAGGCAAGAAGAAAAUCCCUCGAUAUCCAUCGACAGUAAUGGCUCAGUUUUACCAGAUGGCAGUGCAGCGGAAAGCUUGGAAUCAUUAGUUUGACUUCAAUCAAAAUAUGACAGAGCAAUUAUCCAGAGCUGGAAAUAUUUCCUUUUUUUACAUGGGGCAGGGUGAUGUCCAGCUAUUAGAUAAUCUUUUUUUUAAAAUUUCAUUUGAUUUGAAUAAACAUUUCUUGCAAAUGCAUUAACAAUGUGUGCCUUUUUGAAAAAAAAAUCUCGUAAUGCAUUUUGUUAUGUUUGAACUAAUUUUACUGAACUCUGCAGUUUCUAAGAAUGGUAUGUAGUCUUUUACAGUAUUAGUUUUUAAUUUUUGUGAUUACAUUUUCACUUAAAUUUUAUCAUAACUAUAGAUGCUGAAGUUUUCAGCAACACACAUUUUAGUAUCCAAUUCAUUGUUAUUUAUAGCACUCCUAAUACUUUUGUUAGAAAUUUAACUUUUAAUAUGGUAGAAUGUAAAUAUAUUCUCUGUAAUAUUCAACAUUUUAAGACUUUAGUAGGCAUUUAGUAGAACUGAUACUUAUUGUAAAUAUUUCUAGAGUGGAUUCCAUGGACCAAAUUUAUAUUUAUAAUUGUAGAUUUUUAUAUUUUACUACAAAGUCAGUUUUCUAGUUCUGUGUAAUUGCAUUGUUAAAAUGACGUAGUUCUUAAUUUUAGUAGCUUCUGAUAUAUUGUCAUGCAUCCUAAAUGGUAACUAUCUCUGCAUGUAAUUUUAACUUUUGUGGGAAAUCGAAAUAUACUUGUUUUGAAAUACGAAGUUUCUAUGAAAAUAACGUCUGUACUAAGCAUUGUUUCAAUGUUUUCUAUCCACGGCAUUACAAAAAUGAGUAUCAAUAUUUCAGCUUGUAUUGAACACUUGGCAAAAAUAAAAUCUGCCUCAUCACUC